Messenger RNA from Mucor velutinosus, 1272 nucleotides. RefSeq names its product Tubulin beta chain (Beta tubulin). The transcript has 7 exons. NCBI's taxonomy places the organism in Eukaryota, Fungi, Mucoromycota, Mucoromycetes, Mucorales, Mucoraceae. Gene Ontology annotation, molecular function: ATP binding; protein serine/threonine kinase activity. The record is from RefSeq and is a predicted model, not a curated record. The coding region runs from base 1 to 1272 and encodes 423 amino acids. Gene Ontology annotation, biological process: protein phosphorylation.
AUGAACAACGACGAAGAAGAUAACCCCCAGGAUAUUUAUAAAUUGAAUGAAAGUUUAGAGAAGUUAAGGCUCUCGCAAUUACCCUCUGGUAUUGGCAAUUCUUUGUUGAAAUUACGUCUCCAGCAAGAAGCAGACUCCAAUCCUCCCAGUAACUACAACAGUGAUACCGAUGAGCCUACAGCUCGCAAAAGAGACAAACAUGAGCGAGUCAAGCAUGAAGUGGUAUUGAAUCAAGAUUUCACCUCCUCCACUAACAAAAAACGAUCUGUGAAUCGUGAUGAUUUCCAAUCCUUGUGUGUUUUAGGCAGAGGAGCUUUCGGAAAGGUAUUCUUGGUCAAGCAUGAAACAUCAAAAGAGCUGUAUGCGAUGAAGGUUCUAAAGAAGGCAUCGUUGGUUGUUCAUGGUAGACAAGCAGUUCAAGCCAAGACAGAACGGCAGAUAUUAGAAGAAGUGCGACAUCCGUUCAUUGUAAAGCUCAAUUACGCAUUCCAGACACCCACGGAACUUCAUAUGAUCUUGGAUUACGCUGUUGGAGGAGAAUUAUUCAGACAUUUGGAUCAUGAGGGCAUGUUUUCUGAAUCCAUGGCAGUAUUUUAUGCUGCUGAAUUGGUAUUGGCUUUGGAGCACUUGCAUUCACUGGGCAUUGUAUAUCGUGAUUUGAAACCAGAAAAUUGCUUACUGGAUGUGGAGGGACAUGUUGUAUUGACAGAUUUCGGAUUAUCCAAGGUACCAGUGGAUGGUAAAACAAAUACAAUUUGUGGCACAGCAGAGUACAUGGCUCCCGAAAUCUUGAUGGGAUUAGAGUAUGAUAUCACUGUGGAUUGGUGGAGUCUGGGCAUUCUGAUAUAUGAUAUGAUGACCGGAUCUCCACCAUUCAGCUCGAAUAACCGCAAAAAGACGAUUGAUUCAAUUUUGACCAAAAAGAUCCCAAUGCCGUAUUAUUUAACUGCAGAUGGAAAGGAUUUAUUAUCCAAGCUGUUACGUAAGAAUCCAAAUGCUCGUUUAGGUGCAAAGCCCAAAAAAGCAGACGCAAUUCGACGACACAGAUUCUUCCGCACUAUAGAUUGGGAUGCACUGUUACGACGAGAGAUUUCACCUCCCAUUGUACCCAUUGUGACUGAUCCUGAGGCUGCAGAGAACUUUGAUCCGUUAUUCACAGCAGAAACAAUCGUCGGAUCACCAGGAAACAACGAAUUAUCAUUAUUACCAGAAGCUGAAUCGAAUAGCCACUUUUUGAACUUUAGCUAUGUAGAUACAUCAGUGGCAUCCUAA